Molecule: messenger RNA, 783 nt
Organism: Sphenostylis stenocarpa
Lineage: Eukaryota; Viridiplantae; Streptophyta; Magnoliopsida; Fabales; Fabaceae
Source: the annotation of a GenBank genome assembly
AUGAAAGCAGUGAGCAUAUAUAGAAGGCAGAAGUUGUAUUUGGAAUUUAUAAAUCUGAAUUUCAAGAGUCAAAAAUCGAGUUGCUGUGAAUCUUCGAUGGAGGAGGAAAGCGUUUUCUCAAUGCUAAACGAUGACAUCGUGCUCGCCAUUUUCGCCAAGCUCGAGGACGAUCCACGCCACUGGGCUCGCGUGGCCUGCGUCUGCACCAGGUUCUCCUCUCUCAUUCGCCACUCCUGCUGGAAGACCAAGUGCUCCAAAACCCUCCCUUCCCUCCUCGCCGAUUCCCCCGCCACCUGCGCCUCCCUCCUCAAGCUAGCCGUCUGCUGCCCCGGCCUCCGCCACGCUGGCGUCGCCGCCGAUCGGGACGCCUCCAAGCGCCCCAAGACCUGCCGGAAGCCGCAUUUGGCUCGCGGGAAUUGGGAUCUGAGGAGGGAGCAGGGCUGCAAGCUUCUCGCGCGACAGUUCCGCGAUGAUUGCUUGUACCUUUGCGACUGGCCUGGCUGCGUCCACCCCCAGCAGAACCGCAGGUACAUGCUCUUCAGAGGGGUUUUCAAGGACUUCAAAACCACCCGCGUUUGGAGAAGCCUCGAUGGCGAGAAAAGAAGGAAGAUUCCUAUCGAGUGUGCGUUUUGCACGUGCCGACAGACUUGGGACCUUCACUCUGCUUUCUGUCUCAGACGAGGUUUCGGGUACCAAAUCGAUGGGGAACCUGUUGUUCGAGCUUAUGUUUGCGAAAACGGUCAUGUCUCUGGCGCUUGGACCGAUGUUCCCUUGUUCUCUUGA